UACAUCGCUGCCGUCAGUUGCGCUUUCAAGUUUGUUUUACACAUUCUGGCGCACAUACACACCACACAUGUGCAUGCACGCGUAAACAUACACAUCGGGGUUCAGGGCCUGCACACGUGCAUGCUCCGAUACGGGAAUCUACACACUGCACACUGUCAGAGGAAAGUGGAGUGAGCAGUUGUGACCUGGCAGUGCAGAGGAGAGUGACCUGUGGAUGACCAGAGAUACAGCCUGGUGUCCAUGCGUCCAGCAAUCAUGAUGCCUGCCAUGGCCGUGUACCUGAGCCUCCUCACGCUGGGCCUCAGUGUGUUUGGACAGGAGCUCCCAUCAGGCCCUCACGGCUGCACUGAGGGAAGCUGUUACCCUGCGACAGGAAACCUUCUGAUUGGACGAGCCGUCAACCUCUCCGCCACCUCCACCUGCGGCCUGAACGGGCCGGAGCAGUACUGCAUCGUCAGCCAUCUGCAGGAAUCAGACAAGUGCUUCGAAUGUAACUCCCAGCAUCCCUACGACCGCCACAGAAACAGCCACCGCAUCGAAAACGUCAUCUACCUCAUGGACAGGGAUGAAAGCAACACCUGGUGGCAGUCUGUAAACGGAGAGGAGAAUGUGAGCAUCAGGAUGAACCUGGAGGCUGAAUUCCACUUCACACAUCUCAUCAUGAAGUUUAAGACCUUCCGACCUGCAGCUAUGAUCAUCGAGCGUUCGGCAGAUUUUGGCCGCACGUGGCGCCCCUACCGCUACUUUGCCUCAAACUGUACCAAGACGUUUCCCGGCACCCCCGCUAACGGCCUGCGCCACAUCAACGACAUCAUCUGUGAGGAGCGCUACUCUGACAUCGAACCUUCCACCAAUGGAGAGGUGAUUUACAAAGUUUUGGAUCCAGCCAUUCAUGUGAAAGACCCCUACAGCUUGGACAUUCAAGAACUCCUGCGUAUCACCAACCUGCGUAUCAACUUCACCAAGCUGAACACUCUGGGAGACGACCUGCUGGACCGGCGCUUCGACGUCCUGCAGAAAUAUUACUACGCCCUCUACGAGCUGACGGUCAGAGGGAGCUGCUUCUGCUACGGACACGCCUCAGAGUGCGCCCCGGUGCCAGGGGUCGACGCCCGGGACAAUGGCAUGAUCCACGGGCGCUGCGUAUGCAAACACAAUACAGAGGGCCUGAACUGCGAGCGCUGCCGACAUUUCCACCACGACCUGCCAUGGAGACCCGCCGAGGCGGAGAACCCACACACCUGCAAGGAGUGCAACUGUAACGGCCACACAAGCCAGUGCCACUUCGACAUGGCGGUGUAUCUGGCCACAGGCAACUCCAGCGGAGGAGUGUGUGACGACUGCUUGCACAACACCAUGGGACGCAACUGUGAGAUGUGCAAACCCUUCUACUUCCAAGAUCCUGUUAAAGACGUCAGGGACCCACGAGUGUGUGUCGCCUGUGACUGUGACCCGGUGGGAUCAUUGGAGGGAGGAGUGUGUGACAGUCACACCGACCUGGACAUGGGGAUGAUCUCAGGACAGUGUCGCUGUAAAGUCCACGUCAAAGGCACACGCUGCGACGACUGCAAGGAAGGUUACUACGGACUGAGCCAGAACGACCCUCUGGGCUGCCAGCCUUGUAACUGUGACCCUCGUGGCAUCAUCACAAAUGGAGCUCCUUGCGACCAGAUCAGUGGGGACUGCUCCUGUAAAAGAUAUGUGACCGGUCGCUACUGCAGCCAGUGUCUGCCUGAAUACUGGGGGCUCAGUAAUGAUCUGGCCGGCUGCAGACAAUGUGACUGUGAUUUUGGUGGAGCUUUCAACAACAGGUGCAUGAUGGAGAACGGCCAGUGUGACUGCAGGAGGCAUCUGAUUGGUCGACAGUGUUCGGAGGUUCAGCCUGGGUAUUUCUGCGCUCCGCUGGACUACUAUAAAUAUGAGGCUGAAGACGCGACUGGACACUCCCCUGGUGACACUGCACUACCUGGUAAAGUGCGUCCUCAGGCAGAGACAGACUGUGUUCAGCACCUCAGUAACCAGCUGAGGAGGCACCGUCGCCACCGUCGCAUCACCAACUCGCAGCAGCACCGCUCGGCACUGAGACGAAUCCGCCAGCUUCAGCAAACGCCGGAUGUGAGGAGCGUCCACAGAGAGCACAGCCACAUGGUGACGUGGACCGGUCCUGGUUUCGCCCGCGUCAAAGACGGUGCGGGCCUGGUGUUCAAUAUCGACAACAUCCCCUACGCCAUGGAGUACGACAUCAUGAUCCGCUACGAGCCUGAGUCCACAGAGGACUGGGAGGCUAUAGUUAGUGUUACCUCUGUGCUGCUGCCAUCCAGUCUCCGGUGUGGAAAUAACCUUCCACCAAAACCUAUAUAUUUUAUAUGCAUCAUGUUUUUCAGAUACAUCCAGAUGCCCCGGCCGUUCUGUUUCGAGCCCAGUAAUCGCUACGUGGUUUCCAUCCGGUUCCAGCGCCACGGGGUCACACACAGACACCUCACUGCCUUCAUUCUCAUAGACUCGCUGGUUCUAAUCCCCAAAUACAAUGAGCUGCCUGGUUUCCAAGGGAACGAGGUGGAGGCGGAGCAGCGGCGGGAGGAGAUGAUCCGCUACAUGUGUCUGGAUUCCUUCAUGAUCACACCAAUGCCCGCCCUGGCCGAGAUGUGCUCCAAACUCAUCUGCAGCAUAUCCUCCAUCAUUCAUGAUGGGGCUCUGUCGUGUCAGUGUGACCCUCAGGGCUCCCUCAGUGGGGAGUGCGACAGGGUGGGGGGUCAGUGUCGCUGUAAACCCAACGUGAUGGGUCGCCGCUGUGACCAGUGUUCUCCAGGAACAUACGGCUUUGGAGUGAGCGGCUGCACUGCCUGUGACUGCCACUCAGAGGGGUCUCUGAGCCACCAAUGUGACCCGGCCACAGGACAGUGCCAGUGCAGGCAGGGAGCCACGGGGCGUCAGUGCUCAGACUGCCAGCCGGGCCAGUGGGGCUUCCCCAGCUGCAGCCCCUGUCAGUGCAACGGCCACGCUGACCUCUGUGACCCCCGCACGGGAGAGUGUCGGGACUGCAGGGACUACACAACAGGACACCUGUGUGAGCGUUGUGUGGAUGGGUUCUUUGGAAACCCGGUGCUGGGUUCAGGGGAGCACUGUCGGCCCUGCCCCUGCCCCGGGAACCCCGGCUCGGGUCACUUCAACGGGCACUCCUGUGAAGCUGACCAAACCUCCAACCAGAUCAUCUGCACCUGCAGACAGGGCUACGCUGGGUCCCGCUGUGACCAGUGUGCCCCUGGUUUCUAUGGCAACCCAGAGCAACCUGGCGGGCAGUGCCUCCCGUGCGAGUGCAACGCUAACAUCGACACCCAGGACCCCGGGUCAUGUGACCCCCGGACCGGCCAGUGCAUCAAGUGCCUGUACCACACUGACGGCUCCUCCUGUGACCACUGUCAGAACGGUUACUUUGGCAACGCUCUGGCACACGACUGCAGACGCUGUACUUGUGUGACUGCUGGCACGCUGCAGUCUGCGUGCCCUGACGGAGAGUGUCACUGUGACCGGCAGAGCGGGGCCUGCUCCUGCAGGGAGAACGUGGCGGGCCAUAACUGUGACCAGUGCGCCGCCAACCACUGGAACUACGGUCAGGACCGAGGCUGUGAGCCCUGCGGCUGCGACCCCCAACACUCUCUGGGAGCUCACUGCAACAUGUUCACAGGGCAGUGCCACUGUCGUCCAGGCUUCGGAGGGAAACAGUGCACUGAGUGUGAGCAGUUCCACUGGGGAGACCCGCAGGUGCAGUGUCAAGACUGUAACUGCCACCCUCUGGGCUCGGAGAUGGCUCAGUGCGACAGGUUGACGGGGAAGUGUGAGUGCAGGGAGGGAGCGGCAGGGAAGCACUGCGAUGAAUGCGCCCGUGGCUUCACCGGCGUCUUCCCCGAGUGCGUCCGCUGUCACGCCUGCUUCCAGCUGUGGGACGACGCCAUUUGCCAGAUCAAAAGAGACCUGGAGCACAUCCAGUACACUGCGCAAAAGAUCCUCGAAAGCGGAAUCACUCCAGGAGUCGGGGACACGCGAAUCAAAGAGCUGGAGAAGAAGCUGAAGCAAGUAAAAGAUCUGAUCAGUUCUGAGGACAGCGACAAGAUCCACCAGCUGAUUGGACAGAGCAUCGAUGACCUCAGGGCUGAGAUCGCCCUGACCGACGGGCGCCUGAUGGGCGUCACCAGAGAGCUGAAUAUAACAACAGAAGAUGAAGGGGCGCUGAGACAGACCCUGACUGGCCUGGAGAGAGAGCUGAGGGACAUCAACACCACCGUGGCUCACAAACACAGCCUGCUGCAGGACUACCUCACCUCAGGAUUUUCAGAUCAGUUUGAUAAAGUGAAGAGGUUUUAUAAUGAGUCGGUGAAGGCGCAGGAGAAAUGCAACGCCUCGGUGUCCGGUCCCCUCAGUCCUGUGGAACAGUCCAAAGAGACCCGGGCUGUCACAGAGGAUCUGCUGAACGCCAGCAAAGACAAGUUCCUGCGGGCUCUGGCUGCUCAGAACAAGUCUCUCAACGAGCUGCAGGACAAAGCCCACGACCUGGACAAGAGCGUCCAGCACCUCAGCAACAAGGUGUGUGGCGGUUACAGCAAUUCAAGCGCAAAUGGCAGUUGCUCAGACAGUCAAUGUGGUGCCGGUUGCCAUGACAAUCGGGGUGUGCGUGGAUGUGGAGGAGAGGGAUGCAACGGGACGGUUAGCGCUUCUGUCGCAGCUCUGAAUCUCACCAGGAAAACCACGGAUAGUCUGAACACCGCCAACGAGGAGCUGCAGAGCGUCGCCAGAAAGCUCCAGGAUAUCGCCACCCUGACAAAGGAUGUAAAGAACCAGGCGAUGAACACGCUGGAAAAAGCGCAGAAGAAGAAGGAGCACUUUGAAAACAACAACAACAAGCUGAAAGAUUUCAUCAAGAAGAUCAGAGACUUCCUCACCGAGGAGGGUGCGGACCCGGAGAGCAUAGAGAAGGUGGCUCUGCAGGUGCUGUCCAUCACGCUGCCCGUCAACAGGACAGCUCUGGACAGGAUGGUCCAGCAGAUCAAGGGCGGCCUCUCCAACCUCACCAACAUCGAGGGCAUCGUCAACCAAACCUCGCAGCACAUCAAGGAAGCCAAGGAGCUGCUCCAGAAAGCUAAGGAUGCUAAGAGCCUGGCGGAGGGAGUGAAGGAUAAAGCCAACAACACCAAACAGGCUCUGGAUGUGUCUGAGAAGGCCAUAGAGAAGGCCCGAGCCGCCAUGAAGGAGGCCAGCAGCAACCUGAACCGCACCAGGAAAGCUACAGCUGAGGUGGAUGAGAGGCUGACGCGGCUGGAGGAUAAGCAGAUGGAUGUGAUGAUGCGCCUCAACAACCUCUCCAUGGAGGUGGAGGCUCUGAGGAACAAGACGGAGCAGAACAGGCUGGUGGCAAAGAGAGCUAAAGAGCUGGCUAACAACGCCACGCAUCAAGCCUCCUCCCUGGAGAGGAGCCUGAACGACACAGAGAAGCGGUACCAGGAGCUGCAGAUGAAGGUGGACUCUCUUGGAGAUGUUGGAGGUCUGAACAACGUCAACCAGAAGGCCAAGGAAAUAAAGAAGGAGGCAGAAGACCUGCUAAACAAAGCCACCAAGGGGAUAGAGCAACUCAGGAAACUGGAGAAAAAGUUCAAGAGUAACGAGCAGCGGAUGCAGAGGCAGCGCACGGAGCUGGACGAGCUGAAAGAAAACGCCACGGUGGUGCGAGACGAGAUCCGGGUCCAGGUGCAGAAGUACAGUAACUGUGUGUGAGGAUGUUACACUCACCGACCUGAUGCUGUAGCGCAGAGCAGACUUCUGACUGAUGCUGUGACUUGGACACACAACCAUGAAAAUAAAACGCUGCUCUGGUACCUCCAUUCCUUUACUACUAUAUCAAGUUUUACACAUUACCUGUCAAGUGUUAUAUAUCACAGAAUGCCUUCACCUGUCUACGUACUGUACCACUAACUGACUAAAUAUCAACCCUGUAAUGUAUGCUAUGUCUUUAAGCUAUUAUCACAACAGGUGGAUGACCUCUGGAGAGUAUGAUAAUUGAUUCCAUGAGUAAUAAACAGAAGAAAUAUAUAAAAAAUGUUGUUAUUUUGACCAAAAGUGCUUUCUAUGUUUUUGCUGUAAUUUGACCUCAUUUGUAUGGUAUUUACAAUAUGACAUUCCUAUAAAGAAAUAUGCGGAAAAGUACGAUUUUUAAAAAAUGAAAUAUGUUUAUUUUUAUUACAAAGGAAACUCUUGAUUAAAUGCAAACAUACAUGUUCUUAUGAGCAAAAUUCAUUAUGAGGUAUGAUGAUGGAGACAAAUAAAUCUGAUACCGUUUAUGCAAAUGCA
Gymnodraco acuticeps is the source of this 6339-nucleotide messenger RNA. It is a transcript of the gene lamb2l, whose product is annotated as laminin, beta 2-like. The record is from RefSeq and is a predicted model, not a curated record. Gene Ontology annotation, cellular component: laminin trimer. Bases 241 to 5766 code for a protein of 1841 amino acids. Gene Ontology annotation, molecular function: extracellular matrix structural constituent. NCBI's taxonomy places the organism in Eukaryota, Metazoa, Chordata, Actinopteri, Perciformes, Bathydraconidae. Gene Ontology annotation, biological process: cell migration; substrate adhesion-dependent cell spreading; basement membrane assembly. The transcript is spliced from 36 exons.